AUGUCAAAGAUUAAAGCGGUGUUGAGUCCAAAGAAAUCUACCAAGAAACCACCGGUUAUCCAACAAAAUACUCGUGGCCGACCAACAACAAAGCAGGUACAACAAAGGUUGCACGAGGCCUCUCGCAUAGAUGAAGAAUUGAGGAGAAGCUCCUUCGGUGAUGCAAACACGUCCUUUGAAGGUUCCCGACAAAGCUUAGGUAUGGAUCAGAGUUCAUGGGGGCUCAUUCGAAGGGACCUUGUCCAAGAAAUGGAUCAGAACGAAUCGAUCUGGUUCCCAAUAUUUGAAGCAUGGGAUGAAGGUUAUUUUUACACACAUCGUCAGAGCCUAAUUUGGAAUUCAGUGUCCAGUUGUGGGGAGGAUCACUGGAUGGACUUCCCCUUAGCAGGACUUCUUAUUGCACAAACGUACAGUAUCGGGGUGCACCUGUUAAAGACAACCAUGGGUGCGAGUUCCACUUUCUUCCCGAUACCAAGUCCUCCGGCUAAUCAACAACCAUUAUUCAUAACGGUUACACAUGUUAACGAGAACCACUUCAUACAUGUUAAGCUGGAAGGGGAUUAUCCAAUGCCACCAGCACACGGGCUAUGGUUGAACCACCGAAGACCCCAUACAGAACAAUGGGAAGAUAUGUACUUGGCACGUCUAGAAUGGUAUACAUCGAUAAUGAAUCCUCCGCCAAGAUCAAACCCCAGUCUUAAUUACAUCGAUAGUGAUACGGAAGAAUGA
This is a messenger RNA of Helianthus annuus (common sunflower), 729 nucleotides long. RefSeq lists its product as uncharacterized. The record is from RefSeq and is a predicted model, not a curated record. The transcript is spliced from 2 exons. The coding region runs from base 1 to 729 and encodes 242 amino acids. NCBI's taxonomy places the organism in Eukaryota, Viridiplantae, Streptophyta, Magnoliopsida, Asterales, Asteraceae.